CACCAGGUUAAAAACGAAUUAAUUAGCAAGAAUCAGGUGCCUCCCCCAUUGUUAGAGAUUCUAUAUCAACUUUGUGAUUUCCAUAUCAACUUUGUAUUCUGAGUAAUGGAUAUUAACGGAAAGCUGUUUCUUCUGCCUAAUAUCUCUCUCUAUUCCUUGUUCUCCACUACUAUUUAGUUCAGUGAAUUAAUCUUUUUUUGAGACUAAGUGGCGUUCAUCGUAUUAAUAAUUUCUUCAAUUUGGGAUGUUGAAUUAUAAUUUUCACGAGAAUUUGGAGGAAGUGCAUCAGAAGCAUGAUUCAGGAGCGGCAUUACACAGAUGGGGAAAUAAUACCAGGGAUAUUGUCAUAAAGGAGCCAAAACGAAGGGUUCGUUUCGCUACUAACCUCCCCAAGCUCAACAAUGAUGCUGCUGCUAUGCCCCGGACGAAACAGCAACUAACUGACCUCAAAAUACCCUUCCAUGUAAUAAAAGAUUGUACCCAAGACUUUAGUGAAAGAAACUUCAUUAGGAAGGGUGGUUAUGGAAAGGUCUAUAUUGGGAUCCUCACAUGGACAAGUCAUGUAAAUCGAUUGGUUGCUGUAAAGAGGCUAGAUGUGACCGGAUUUCAGGGUAACAAGGAGUUCCGUACAGAGGUUACAAUGCUUUCAGAGUAUCAACACAAAAAUAUUAUAACACUUAUAGGGUUUUGUGAUGAUAACAAUGAAAUGAUCCUUGUUUAUGAAUAUGCAAUCCAUGGAAGCCUUGACAAAUAUUUAAGUGAUAGUACCAUGGCAUAUACACUGCCAUGGCACAUAAUUCUUAAAAUAUGUGUUGGUGUUGCUUCUGCAUUAGACUAUCUUCAUAACCAAGUGGCCGAAAAACAUAGAAUAAUCCAUCGUGAUGUGAAAAGCGCGAAUAUUUUGUUGGAUGCAAAUUGGAAUGCAAAACUUUCCGAUUUUGGGUUAGCUAGAAUAGGUUUAGCAAAUCAACAAAAUACCUUUGUGAUCACUAACCCUGCCGGCACAUAUGGUUAUAUUGACCCACAAUAUGAAAGAACAGGGUUUUUAACAAAAGAGUCGGACAUUUAUUCGUUUGGUGUGGUUUUGUUUGAAGUUAUGUGUGGAAGGUUGGCAUGUGUUUUUAACUACCAUGAUGAGCGUCGGUUCCUACAUCAUUUAGCUCAAAUUCGGUACAAAAAUGGAGAGUUGGAUAAGAUUAUUAAUCACAGGAUAAAGAUAGAAAGCAAUACAAGAUCAUUAAGCAAGUUCUCAGCUAUUGCAUACCAAUGCUUGCAUAAAACUCGAGAAGAACGACCUACAAGUGCUGAGAUUCUAAUCCAACUUAAGGAAGCCUUGAAAAUUCAAAUAAAUAAUGGAUAACCAACCAAAACAUCAAAGCUAAGGAGGAAUUGAUGAAUAAGUAAAACUUAAUUUUAUGGUUAUCUAGGGAAAUAGCGAGGUAACACAAUACUAUAGUUUGGCCUUCUACAAAGUGAAAAAACAUUGUCAAGAUUAACAACUAUAUAUUUCAUUCUAUAUAUAAUAUGUCCUUACCUAUAAACCUUCAUUAACUCAUAAUCCUCAAUAGCAGCACAUGAUGCUACCACAUAAGGUAGUUCACCCAAUUAACUUGUUUUAGGAAAAAGGUGUGAUAUUGGUCACUAGAAGUUGAGUAUUAGACUUUAUAUGGAAUGGAACAUUCAUCGUAUCAUAAUAAUUACAAUUGAAAAAACAUAACACAUUGGAUAAAAUUAGUUCUUAUAUGAUAUUCCACACAGUUAAUGGAUAAAAGGAUAUCACAAAAUUUUCACUUGAACAAGGUGAUUUAUAUCUAGAUAUAAACUAAUGAAAAGUCAUACAUAUGCUCUCCGUUAUGUGCCAAAUUUAGUUUGCAAAUGUAAUCUUGUUUCUUUUCAACUACUUUCCAAUGUUGUAAAAAUUGUCAUAGGUGGUCGGCUAGGUGGAACCUGUUGGAGUAAUUCAAAAUCUAGGACAAAAAUAAUCCAGAGGUAUUUUGGGAAAUUUUAGGAAAUCUUUCCUAAUUUAAAGUUUUAGAGUUCAGUUAUGUCUAGUGUAAGUGGGGUUAUGUUUUUAAUGUUUUAGUAUUUUUUUUAUUAUGAUUUCCUCAAUAAAGCUUAGAAACAAAGCAAUUUUCCUAGAAAUUUAUUUGUUCCUUGUUCUUCUUCCAUUAUCAUGUGUUCUUUUGUUUUAGUUCUUAUUGUGUAC
This is a messenger RNA of Lactuca saligna, 2206 nucleotides long. The record is from the annotation of a GenBank genome assembly. Lineage: Eukaryota; Viridiplantae; Streptophyta; Magnoliopsida; Asterales; Asteraceae.